This is a messenger RNA of Apis laboriosa (Himalayan honeybee), 545 nucleotides long. RefSeq names its product putative acyl-CoA-binding protein (gene Acbp1). The coding region runs from base 146 to 415 and encodes 89 amino acids. Gene Ontology annotation, molecular function: fatty-acyl-CoA binding. NCBI's taxonomy places the organism in Eukaryota, Metazoa, Arthropoda, Insecta, Hymenoptera, Apidae. The record is from RefSeq and is a predicted model, not a curated record. The transcript has 3 exons. Gene Ontology annotation, biological process: fatty acid metabolic process.
ACCAAAUGGAAUAUUGAAGUGGGGGAAACUUAAACGAAUCUUCCCAGCCAAUGUUCUGCAGUUCUGAACCAGUGCUUCACAGUACUUACAUAGAGGUUACUUAACUUAAAGUAUCAAAGUUUCAAUAUUUUUUGUUAUUGAAACAAUGACUCUAGACGAAAAAUUUAAGAAAGCUGCAGAGGAGGUGAAGGAAUUAAGUGCUCCAGCGUCAGAUGCUGAUUUGCUUGAAUUAUAUUCACUGUACAAGCAAGCUACUAUUGGAGAUUGCAAUACAUCUAAACCAGGCAUGCUGGAUUUCAAAGGCAAAGCAAAAUGGGAUGCUUGGGAUAAGAGGAAGGGCAUGAGUCAAGAUGCUGCUAAAGAGCAGUACAUUCAUAAGGUGGAAGAACUGAUAUCCAUCAUUGGAAAGAAGUAAUUUGCAAUAUUGAAAAUUUAUAUAGAAAUUUUUAUCUAAUUUUAUCUUUUUUAUAUUCUUAUAAAUGUGCAAUUUAUUAUAUUUUAUUAUUAUUACCAGGGUAUAAUAGUUGCAAAAAUGUUUAAAUACU